GCCUAAAAAUGUCAUCCUCCUUUGUUGAAAUUUCAAAAGAUUUGAUUGGUGGCCAAUUUUUGUUGCGUUUAUUCUCUUUUCUUUGCAAUUUUGCCCUUUUAAGAUUUACAGAUCCUUCAAUUUUGGGAUUUUUUAAUGUCAGGAUUAAUCUAAUUUACAAUACUAUUGGAUUCCUUUCUCGAGAACCUGUGAGAAAAUUAUGUUUAAAUUCUGAUGUUUCUUUGACUGAGUGGUAUAGUUCUGGGGGCGUGGAUAGUUUGGCCUUGGUUCGAGUCCAAAGUUUUUGUUCAGUUGGUCUAGCUAAAUUUAUUUUUUUCUCUUUGGGAUCACAUAUUAUUUUUGAGACUCGAAAAUUUUUAUACGACGCAGAAAUUUUUAUCAAGGAAUGCCCCCUCUUUUUUAUAAUUUCUAUCCAAUUUAGUUCAUUAAUCGCCAUUUUUGUCUCUACUUUUUGUUGUACUAUUUGGUUUUUAUUUUGGACUGGAUUUGAUGAACUUUCAAUUAGUAGCAAAUCAUAUCUUUUUAUACUUUUGGUGUUUAGUUUUUCUGUUUGUAUAGAACUUUUUGCCGAACCAAUUAUUAUAGAACAACUUAAAUCUGGAAGGUUUUUUUACUUUAAAUUUUUUAUUUUGCAGACUUUUGCUUACGAAUUUUUAUUUUUCAGAACAAGGAAUUAUGUAUUUAAUGGCGCAAUUUUGUUAUUGCUUCAAAAAUUUUUGACGAUUGUUAUGCUUUUGUUUAAAGUUAAUCCUUUGGUCGCUUUUAGCCUUUCUCAGGUUUUUUUUCUUAUGCCUGGGAAAAGUUGGGUCUGUCUUUGGUUCCCACCCAGUCAGUUUUUGGGCUUCCUCAUUUUUUUCAGGGCCUUGUUUUGGUUUUUGUUAAAAUUGAGGUUCUCGCUUUUGUCGACUUUUGUUUUGUUAAUCGCCUCUCUCGUCUAUUUUUACCUUUUUAUCCGUGAUAACAAAAAAAAUAUAUUCAAAAUUUACAAAACCUCAAUUUUGCAAUUUUUCAAUUUGAAAAGAUUUGAUAAAGGACGUUUAAAAUUACUUAAAGUUUAUCUUUUUCAUUCAAUUUUGAAACAAUUUCUGACGGAUGGAGCUAAUUUUUUGAUGGUUUUCUCAGGCUCUGUUCCUCUUAAAAUACAAGCUGUUUAUGAUGCAGUUGAUCGUUUAGCAAGUUUAUUUGUUCGUUUAAUUUUGCAGCCAUUUGAAGAAUCUGCAUUAAUUUAUUUUUCAAUAAAUUUAAAAAGAGAAGGAGAAAACGAGGAAAAUAAAAAAUUGCCUAAAAAUGUUUUGGAAACAUUUUUAAUUUUUACAAAAUUAAUUUUUAUUUUUGGAUUGAUAAUUUUUCCUUUUGGGGUUUCUUAUGCUAGAUUGGCUGCUUUUUUGUAUGGAGGGAAAUUAUUUAUGGAAAAUAAUGCUGACCAACUACUUUCUCUAUAUUCAAUUUAUUUGCCUAUAAUAGCUGUAAAUGGUCUUUUUGAAUGUUUUGUUUUUGCUCAAUUAAAUGCUGAAAAGGUAUUGCCCUCCAACCCUAACUAUAAGAUACCCAAAAUCCUUGAAAUUUGGUUUUUAAAUUUUUAUGCCCACAAAAAAAGUUGCGGACAUCUGCAACUCUUUUACGGACAUAAAAGUCUACAAAGUUUCUGCACAAAGCCCUUUCAAACCCCUCGUCAACCCGAGACAGGAAAAGUUUUCAUGGGGGAAUGUUUUUUGGUUUUACUUCAUGCAAAAUUUUUCUCAUUUUCUGUUUUUGUUCAUCUUUUUUUAAAUUAUUUUCUUUCAAAUUAUUUGGGUGUUAAAGGCUUUAUAAUUGCAAAUAUAUUGAAUUAUUUGGCUAGAAUUUGGUUUAAUUGGAGAUUUAUUUGUGUUGCUGUACAAAAGGGGGAAAGGUGGAGGAAAAUGUUGCCUAGCAAAAAUUUAUUAUUGGCACUUCUUACAGCGUGGAUUGUUCUUUUUACUUCUUCAUUUAUAUUCUACUGGCAAAUGACCUUUCUUUCACAAUUUACCCAUGUUUUUGUCGGAUGUUUAAUGCUUUUAUUGAUUGGAUUUGUUUAUGUGAAGAACGAUUUUGUUGAGUUUAAAAUGUUUAAUUUAAAAGAUAAAUAG
Meloidogyne enterolobii is the source of this 2108-nucleotide messenger RNA. NCBI's taxonomy places the organism in Eukaryota, Metazoa, Nematoda, Chromadorea, Rhabditida, Meloidogynidae. The record is from the annotation of a GenBank genome assembly.